Cucurbita maxima (winter squash) is the source of this 836-nucleotide messenger RNA. RefSeq lists its product as uncharacterized. NCBI's taxonomy places the organism in Eukaryota, Viridiplantae, Streptophyta, Magnoliopsida, Cucurbitales, Cucurbitaceae. The transcript is spliced from 4 exons. The coding region runs from base 1 to 762 and encodes 253 amino acids. The record is from RefSeq and is a predicted model, not a curated record.
AUGUUGUUGAUCAGAGUUCAAGACGCUAAUCCCAUCACGGAUGCAAACUUCCUAUUCGCGGAGUUCAUCAACCAUGAAGCCGACUUAGAGUUCAAACCAAAUAGCUUAACCAUAAUUGCCACAAACCCUACCCUUCGCUUCAUAGCAACGCUUUACAUUUCCAAAUCCUUCUGCCAAGACUUCACCAUCAAUCAAACUCACAUUGCUAGAGUUUCCCUAACAUCCUUCAUUGAUGCCAUCAUGACUGCCGCUGCUACCCGCUUUGAUACAUUGGCUAUCACUCUUCCAAGCGCUUAUAUCAUGAUCCUUACAUUCGAGACAUCAACUCCUUCAGGGCGUGUGCCUCAGUCACACCCACGUGCGCUUCCAAUGUCACCUUCGCUAAUGGUGGAUUUUCCUAAGCCUAUACUCGCAAAACAUUUCACCAUUAAAGCCGAAUGUUUUAGACGCGUUCUUGCAGAAUUACCUCUCUUGCAGGAUUUAGUUAGUGUUACUCCCACGGGAUCAGAAGUCAAAUUCUCAAAUGAAUUCAAAGAGAUUAUUCUUUCUCAAGAGGCUGGAGAAUGUACAAUCAUGGGUUAUGAAGGAUGUGUUGAUACUCAGUUCAAAGUUGUUCUUAAUCCGAGGAUGUUUUUCCUUGGUUUGUCAUCUAAAACGAGCACAAGUAUAUGGUUUUAUAGGACAAUGAGUGCUGGUAGCAUAAUGGCUGUCCCAACAUGUAGAUCGUAUGCUAUGUAUUACAUCCAUUUUCCUCCAAUAUGACAUGUUGAUGAAUUAUUAGAUAAGAUCAUUAUAAUAUGGCUUUCUUUUAGUAAUUGUCGGAUGUAGACUCGAAU